Molecule: messenger RNA, 4450 nt
Organism: Chinchilla lanigera (long-tailed chinchilla)
Lineage: Eukaryota; Metazoa; Chordata; Mammalia; Rodentia; Chinchillidae
Gene: Srek1
Product: splicing regulatory glutamine/lysine-rich protein 1
Exons: 13
Coding region: 922-2460 (512 amino acids)
Cellular component (GO): nucleoplasm
Molecular function (GO): RNA binding
Source: RefSeq, a predicted model, not a curated record
UCCGUGAGCCGUCAAGUGUUGGUGUGGCCCAGCAUCUCACUAACACGGUUUUUAUUGACAGAGCUCUGAUAGUUGUUCCCUGUGCAGAAGAUGACUAGACUGGCCAAGGCAGACCUGUUACACUUGCCUGAGUUAGGCAUUGUUUGCCAUGCCACUAAACCUGCCGUCAAGUGAAAUCUUCAUUGGGGAAAUGAGAUCGGAGUCUGAACCGCAGAAGAUGGACGCCCUGUCUCUGUUUUUUAUUGUUUUACUUUGCUUUCAUUUCUUUUUCUUUUAUUUUGUCCCUUUGUUUUUGUUUUUGUUUUUGUUUUGUUAAAUCUCUUUCACUUUAACUUGUGAGCUGGUUUUCCAGUUCUUUGUAAAUGGUAUUCCAUUAAGGUUCAUAAUGUGUUGCAGAUUAUAUCAGGAGAUGAUUAACAGAGCUCAACCUUAAGAUAAAUUUUCAUGCAGUAAGUUAGAAGAAUAUGGUACUUUGAAGCUCAGUGGGUCUUAGUGGGAACUUACAGAUUGAUCAGGUACAUUUUGUUCUUGAAACAUUAAAACACAGGAAUAUUAGAAACACUUUCCAGUUUCAGUGCAAUAUUUUUGUAGGUUUUUUUUUGUUUUUUCAAGUCUACAUCUCUCAUAAAAACCAACUGAUGGCGUUUAAUUUUUAUUCUUCCCCCUAGAAUUCUAGGCAUACAAAGUCAUCAAGGAAAAUAAGUGAAUUUCUUUCACCUGUCUGGAGGAUCUUUGACUUUUAUGUGAUGCAGCCAACACGAACGGUUGUCAUGUGUAACACAACUUUCGAUCACCGCGAAAACACCGUCCUGGGAAAGCGUCCAUGCUUGAUAUCGUUUGGUUCAUGAACAUUAAGUUUCCAGUACAGGUAAAAUCCCAGAGGAGUCCAAAGCCCUCUCUUUAUUGGCUCCUGCUCCAACCAUGACAAGUCUGAUGCCUGGUGCAGGGUUGCUUCCCAUACCAACCCCAAACCCCUUGACUACACUUGGUGUGUCACUGAGCAGUUUGGGAGCUAUACCAGCAGCAGCACUAGAUCCCAACAUUGCAACACUGGGAGAGAUACCACAACCACCGCUUAUGGGAAAUGUAGAUCCUUCCAAAAUCGAUGAAAUUAGGAGAACAGUCUAUGUUGGAAAUUUGAAUUCCCAGACGACAACAGCUGAUCAACUACUUGAAUUUUUUAAACAAGUUGGAGAAGUGAAGUUUGUGCGGAUGGCAGGUGAUGAGACUCAGCCAACUCGGUUUGCUUUUGUGGAAUUUGCAGACCAAAAUUCUGUACCAAGGGCCCUUGCUUUUAAUGGAGUUAUGUUUGGAGACAGGCCACUGAAAAUAAAUCACUCCAACAAUGCAAUAGUAAAACCCCCUGAGAUGACACCUCAGGCUGCAGCUAAAGAAUUAGAAGAAGUAAUGAAGCGAGUACGAGAAGCUCAGUCAUUUAUCUCAGCAGCCAUUGAACCAGAGUCUGGAAAGAGCAAUGAAAGAAAAGGCGGUCGAUCUCGUUCCCACACUCGCUCAAAGUCCAGGUCUAGCUCAAAGUCCCAUUCUAGAAGGAAGAGAUCACAGUCAAAACACAGGAGUAGAUCCCAUAACAGAUCACGUUCGAGACAGAAGGACAGACGUAGAUCCAAGAGCCCACAUAAAAAACGCUCCAAAUCGAGGGAGAGACGGAAAUCAAGGAGUCGUUCACGUUCACGGGACAAGAGAAAAGAUAUUCGGGAAAAGAUGAAGGAAAAGGAAAGAGUAAAAGAGAAAGAUAGAGAAAAGGAAAGGGAAAAAGAGAGAGAGAGGGAAAAGGAACGGGAGAAAGAAAAGGAACGGGGCAAAAACAAAGACCGGGACAAAGAACGAGAAAAAGACCGGGACAAGGACAAGGACAAGGACAGAGAGAGAGAGCGGGAAAAAGAGCAUGAAAAGGAGCGAGACAAAGAGAAGGAAAAGGAACAGGACAAAGAAAAGGAACGAGAAAAGGACAGAUCCAAAGAGAUAGACGAAAAAAGGAAGAAGGAUAAAAAGUCCAGAACACCCCCCAGGAGUUACAAUGCAUCGAGAAGAUCGCGUAGUUCCAGCAGGGAUAGGCGCAGGAGGAGAAGCAGGAGUUCUUCCAGGUCACCAAGAGCAUCAAAAACCAUAAAAAGGAAAUCUUCCAGGUCUCCAUCCCCUAGGAGCAGAAAUAAGAAGGAUAAAAAAAGAGAGAAAGAAAGGGACCACAUCAGUGAAAGAAGAGAAAGAGAGCGUUCAACUUCCACAAGAAAGAGUUCUAAUGAUAGAGAUGGGAAGGAGAAACUGGAGAAGAACACUGCUUCAGUUAAAGAGAAGGAGCACAAUAAAGAGCCAGAUUCGAGUGUGGGCAAAGAAGUAGAUGAUAAAGAUACACCAAGGACUGAAGAAAAUAAAGUGCAGCAAAAUGGAAAUUGUCAGCCAAAUGAAGAAAACCUCUCUACCAAAACUGAAGCAGUAUAGGACCAACGAAUGCACCUCUACACUCAACGCUGGAAUAAAAUCCAAAGCUUUUAAUUCUCUCAACAAGAUGUAAAACAGGGAAGAGAUCUAGUUGGGCAUAAAGACAGGCGCACCAGUUGUCAGGUGAUGUUGUGGACAUCUUGUUACUGAGUAAGGAGAUAAAGCAUGGACAUUGUGAAAAUACCACAGGUUACCUAGACUCUUCAUCUUCUAAAAUCUGCAUUUCCAUGGUGGCUGACACACUUGUCAUGUGGUUUGUGAGUGUUUGCCAGGAACCAUUGCAAAUAAAUUGAACAUCAGUCAUCCAAAUUUGUACAAGCCCUAGAGACUGGAGAUAAGCAUUGGUGGCUCUUUAAAAAAUGCUAGUUACUGAAUUUUGUAUUAUUUCACUUUUUUAAGAGAAAAAUUUCAUUAUAUACAAUUUGAUGAUGUGCUUGAAAUUGGUGCAGAUAUAUACACACCAUUGUAAGUGCAAAGUAUGUAAGAAGUUUUAACAUUUCACGGGAUUUACAGUGAUUGUGUUAAAUUCUCACUAUUGUGUUUUCUUUUUGCUCACUGUUUAGGACAGCAGUUUUUCUUUAAAAUAGUUUUACAGAUUAAAAUUGCUUAAAUAAGUGGAUUACAAAACAACUGACAAUGCAUGCUACUGUUCUCUUUCAAAAGGAAGAGCAACUGUGUUGAAUACUAAUAGUAAUGUAUUAGUAUUCAGUGUUUAGAAUCAUUGGGUCUACCCACAAAGUAAGCAUUUUUUUAAACUUUCUUGACAUUUCCAACCUUACUAUGAAUAUUGCAGUGUGUUUUGUCAGCUGUAGGUGGCAAAGACGCCCUUAUAAAAAAGAAACUGGGUUCAAAAUGGGCAACGGGAGCACAAGCUGAAGCUGUAGUGCCUUCUACAAUGUGGUAACUUUUCUAGAAUUUUAUAUGUGCUAGUCACUCUCCAUUCAUAUGGAAUCUAGGUGGAUGUUCAAACCCAUAGAGAAGUGUGUAAGCGGUAUGUCAGAAGAGCUUCUUACUUAGUUCAAGUAUGAAAAGGAAGUCCUGUUUUCAAGACUGACUUCAGAGUUUAAAACAAUGCAGUGUUGGGACCAUCAAUUUUAUACUGUGACAAUUGAAAAUAAACAUGUUCUUUUCUCUUCAAAUCAAAGGAAACCUUUUAGUUGACUCCAUUGGAUGGCCUUAAUUAUUACCUCUCAAUCAACUCCUAAGCAUUGUAUAGAAAUCAUACUUUAAGGGAGGAUUAAGAGCAUACGGGAGGUUAUUUAUGUUUCAAGGAUACGUUUACUUGAGUUUCAGAUACAGGUCAUCUGUCAUCAAGCUUAUGUUUUGCUGAAAGUAUGCAAGGAGUAAAACGACAACAUUGCUAAUGUUUUCCCCAAAAUUAUUUGUAAUUUCUGUGCUUUUUCAUUAUUACUAUCAAAAAGUAAUGCUUUUAAUUAGCAUAUUAUUAAAAAUCAAGUAUAAUUGUUUUAAUGCAAUCUAAUACAAUCAAAUUGCCUUACCUCAUGGGAAGAGCUACUUUUGUAGAUUAUAAAAACUGAGUAGCACAUUAGUUACUUGGUUUCAACUUGAGUUUUCUCUUAAUGUUAAUAUAGUUGAAACUUAAGUAUUUGGUGGAGAAUGGGAAAAGUUGCCCCUUUUGCAAGUAAUGAAGCCUGGUUUGAUAAUGAAGCUGCUUAAUCAUCUUCAUGUGUUCAGAAUUCCUGUGUGUUUGGUUUUUUCCCUUUUUGUCACUGUGUACAUUAAAAGUUUCUAAAAUGCUUUACUAUGUAAAGUAUAGAUGGUCAUUUUAAUCAUUCAACCUCGUAUGGUUGGCUGGUGAACAGCUUAUUCUGAUACAGUAAUGCUUGGGUGCGCACAGAAAGAUUGUGAAGUGUGUGUCUUGCAUCAACAGCUGUCUUAUUUAUGAUAUGUAAGUAGAAUAGAGCAAAUGUUUGAAUCUUUGUUAUUUUUAGUACCAUUUCUCUAAUAAAGCUAAGUAUUUUAGAGGAAA